Grammomys surdaster is the source of this 3299-nucleotide messenger RNA. RefSeq names its product chloride voltage-gated channel 6 (gene Clcn6). Gene Ontology annotation, biological process: chloride transport; transmembrane transport. Lineage: Eukaryota; Metazoa; Chordata; Mammalia; Rodentia; Muridae. Gene Ontology annotation, molecular function: voltage-gated chloride channel activity. Gene Ontology annotation, cellular component: lysosomal membrane; intracellular membrane-bounded organelle. The record is from RefSeq and is a predicted model, not a curated record. Bases 69 to 2681 code for a protein of 870 amino acids. The transcript has 23 exons.
GUGAGGCGCGGCUCCUGGGUGGGAGGGGGGUUGGCCUAGGUGGUCCGGAGUGGCAGGGAAGGAGGAAGAUGGCGGGGUGCAGGGGGUCUGUGUGCUGCUGCUGCAGGUGGUGUUGCUGCUGCAGUGAACGCGAGAGCCGCACCCCCGAGGAGCUGACCAUCCUUGGGGAGACACAGGAAGAGGAGGAUGAGAUCCUUCCAAGGAAAGACUAUGAGAGUCUGGACUAUGACCGCUGUAUCAACGAUCCUUACCUGGAGGUAUUGGAGACCAUGGAUAAUAAGAAAGGGCGAAGAUAUGAGGCGGUGAAGUGGAUGGUGGUGUUUGCCAUUGGCGUCUGUACGGGGCUGGUGGGUCUCUUUGUGGACUUCUCUGUACGACUCUUCACCCAGCUCAAGUUCGGAGUGGUUCAAACGUCGGUGGAGGAAUGCAGUCAGAAAGGCUGCCUUGCCCUGUCCCUCCUGGAACUCCUGGGUUUUAACUUGACCUUUGUCUUCCUGGCAAGCCUUCUUGUCUUGAUAGAGCCAGUGGCAGCAGGUUCUGGAAUCCCUGAGAUCAAGUGCUAUCUGAAUGGCGUGAAAGUGCCAGGAGUUGUCCGGCUCCGGACCCUGCUCUGCAAAGUCUUCGGGGUGCUGUUCAGUGUGGCCGGAGGGCUCUUUGUGGGAAAAGAAGGCCCCAUGAUCCACAGUGGUGCUGUGGUAGGAGCUGGCCUCCCUCAGUUUCAGAGCAUCUCCUUACGGAAGAUCCAGUUUAACUUCCCCUACUUCCGCAGCGACAGAGACAAGCGUGACUUUGUAUCAGCGGGGGCAGCUGCUGGCGUUGCUGCAGCUUUUGGGGCCCCUAUAGGGGGUACCUUGUUCAGUCUGGAAGAGGGCUCAUCCUUCUGGAACCAGGGGCUCACAUGGAAAGUGCUCUUCUGUUCCAUGUCUGCCACCUUCACCCUCAACUUCUUCCGCUCUGGGAUUCAGUUUGGAAGUUGGGGCUCCUUCCAGCUACCUGGAUUGCUGAACUUUGGUGAAUUUAAGUGCUCUGACUCUGAUAAAAAAUGCCAUCUUUGGACAGCUAUGGAUUUGGGUUUCUUCGUCGUGAUGGGGGUCAUUGGGGGCCUCCUGGGAGCCACAUUCAACUGUCUGAACAAGAGGCUUGCAAAGUACCGUAUGCGCAACGUGCACCCGAAACCUAAGCUCGUCAGAGUCUUAGAGAGCCUCUUGGUGUCCCUGGUGACCACGGUGGUAGUGUUUGUGGCCUCCAUGGUAUUAGGAGAAUGCCGACAGAUGUCUUCCACGAGUCAAACUGGGAAUGGCUCAUUCCAGCUCCAGGUCACAUCAGAAGAUGUGAAUUCAACGAUCAAGACUUUUUUCUGUCCCAAUGACACCUACAAUGACAUGGCCACACUCUUCUUCAACUCCCAGGAGUCUGCCAUCCUGCAGCUCUUCCAUCAGGACGGGACUUUCAGCCCCAUCACCCUGGCCUUAUUCUUCAUCCUCUAUUUCCUGCUCGCAUGCUGGACUUUCGGCACGUCUGUCCCCAGUGGCCUCUUUGUGCCUUCCCUGCUGUGUGGAGCAGCUUUUGGACGUUUAGUUGCCAAUGUCCUGAAAAGCUACAUUGGCCUGGGCCACCUCUAUUCUGGGACCUUUGCUCUGAUUGGUGCGGCAGCUUUCUUGGGUGGGGUUGUAAGAAUGACCAUCAGCCUCACAGUCAUCCUGAUUGAGUGUACAAAUGAGAUCACCUAUGGACUUCCUGUCAUGGUCACUGUGAUGGUGGCCAAGUGGACUGGAGACUUUUUCAAUAAGGGCAUUUAUGACAUCCACAUUGGGCUGAGAGGUGUGCCUCUUCUGGAGUGGGAGACAGAGGUGGAAAUGGACAAGCUGAGAGCCAGUGACAUCAUGGAGCCCAACUUGACGUAUGUCUACCCGCACACGCGUAUCCAGUCUCUGGUGAGCAUCCUGCGCACUACGGUCCACCACGCCUUCCCUGUGGUCACAGAGAACAGAGGCAAUGAGAAGGAGUUCAUGAAGGGCAACCAGCUCAUAAGCAACAACAUCAAGUUCAAGAAAUCCAGUAUCCUCACCCGUGCUGGUGAGCAGCGCAAGCGGGGCCAGUCCAUGAAGUCUUACCCUUCCAGUGAGCUGCGCAACGUGUGUGAUGAGCACGUGGCUUCUGAGGAGGCAGCAGAGAAGGAGGACCUGCUACAGCAGAUGCUGGAGAGGAGAUACACUCCCUACCCCAACCUAUACCCUGACCAGUCCCCGAGUGAAGACUGGACCAUGGAGGAGCGUUUCCGUCCGCUGACCUUCCACGGCCUCGUCCUGCGCUCUCAGCUCGUCACCCUGCUUGUCCGAGGAGUGUGUUAUUCAGAAAGUCAGUCCAGUGCCAGCCAGCCGCGUCUUUCCUAUGCUGAGAUGGCCGAGGACUACCCGCGCUAUCCAGACAUCCAUGACCUGGACCUCACACUGCUGAAUCCCCGAAUGAUUGUGGAUGUCACCCCAUAUAUGAAUCCUUCACCAUUUACUGUCUCCCCCAACACCCAUGUUUCUCAAGUUUUCAACCUGUUCAGAACCAUGGGCCUGCGCCACUUGCCAGUGGUGAAUGCAGUGGGCGAGAUUGUGGGGAUCAUUACCCGACACAACCUGACAAAUGAGUUCCUGCAGGCCAGGCUGCGACAGCAUUACCAGACCCUCUGACAGUUGAGCCCGGCUGAAGCCAACCCACUCUCCCAGAGGUGCCUCUGCAGGUGGCCCCCACAGCCGGCCCAAAGGCUCCCAGUCACCCAUUUGCUCAGAUGCCUGGAGUCCUGGAAGAUGGGGGUCAGAGGUUUUUGGGGAUGUGUUGAGCAGGAAGUUGGGGUUUUACUAGCUUCCUCUGUAAGAAUCUUCCGUUCUCCAGCUCCCCUAGAGAGACAGCAGGGUGCUGUCAGGCUGGAUCCUAGGUGGACACUUGGUACCUCUCUGUUGCUGUUUCUUGGAGAGCCCAGCUGUUGCCCAGACCCUUCCAGGAAGAAGUUGGACCAGGGCAAAUAUUGAGGAUGUUAUUUGCAUAUCAUGUUCAUUACUAAGUUUAGGAUUGGGCACCAAGAACUGUUCCCCAUGUUUGGGGAGGCCUGGGAUCAGAACCAGGACCUGAGAUACACUCUGCCUCUUCAUUGGCCCAUGUUUCUUCUUCUGUUUCCUAGGAGUGAGUUCAUGCUCUUGACUCUGUGGGUUGAUUGUCCUUAGAGUCAUUCAUGACCAGACCCUUGAUGCACUAACAUUCCAGCUAAUGGUCUUUGAAGCAUUAAAUUCCAUCAUGGGGAUUGGACCACA